Messenger RNA from Paramuricea clavata, 3363 nucleotides. NCBI's taxonomy places the organism in Eukaryota, Metazoa, Cnidaria, Anthozoa, Malacalcyonacea, Plexauridae. The record is from the annotation of a GenBank genome assembly.
GUCCAGUCUACUAUUGAAAUACCCAUUUUGUUGGAAUAUUCUGUCCUGUGUUGUCAACUUGAACUAAACUGCAAUACUCUUCUCCAAGUGUUUGGUAACCUUAAUAAAAGAUAUUGAGUAAUUAAGCUUUGUUUGGUUGCAACUGUCAUGGUAAAUACUAUGGUAAAUAUUGGUAAGUACCAGAGAUUCCAUUCCAUAUAAAUUGUGAAUUGAACAUAUUAGAUGAACAUAUUAUUUUGAGGUCAAAAGUCAAUACCUGAUAAUGUAGUUAUGCCAAAGUAAAUUAUAUCUGCAAACAGUCCAAUUUCUUCUUUCCAUUUGAUCCAAGACUGUGUUUCUGUUGUUACAAAGACAGCAGUCAAGGUAGAUCUCGUUUUAUCUUGCAGUUAUUUUCAGUAUGAGGUAUGUUGCCAUUUGAUGGCACAGUCAGUGAAUCACUGAAUUUGUUCUUCACCUGUAACUAGGGUUGACAAGGGUUUCAUUUCUGGAGUAUGCACAUGUCUGAUCAUAAUUUCAUCAUAUACUAAGUAUUGGACAAGAUAAACCACACCACUGUUUUAUUUUUUAGUGAUUCACCCAUAAAUGUCAUUAUUUUUUGAAACAGUUAUAUAAUUAAUAUAAGAUAAAGCACAUUAGUAGCAGGAAUCUGCAGAAACCUUCAUCUUUCUAAAGUUGUAGAAGCAUGCACUGGCCUUUUUAUAGAGAGAUACAAGCAGAUCAGAUAUCACAUUUUUUGGAGUAUUUAGUAUUUACUGCUCAUACAGUAUAACGCACUAUGAUUUUGCUACAUAAAAACCAUGACAAAAAUAUAUAUUUUGCAAUUGAAAUACGUGGCCUACCAGUUACGUCUCUAAAGAAUUCACCCAUAGAAUUUCUAAAGAAUGAUUUGUAUUCAUCAUCUUUUUGACUGGCCUCAAUGAUCUCAGAAUGUCCAGCUUUAAAAGGCAUUUUCAAUCAUUCAUCACUUUUGUUAGUUUGUAGCUGGUGAGUGGUGACGUUCUUUAUAAAUUGUUACAUUUUGAUGUACUUGGACUUUGGACCGUCCAUAUUCCGCCCCCCCCUGCCCCAAGCAUUAAAUUUGUUUUAUUUGCAAAGCGUCUGGCUCCUCAUUGGCUAAAAAGUCCGGAUUCUGAUUGGCCAGUAUGAUAUCAAAAAUUGUGUAUAUGCUCAUAGUCAGGGGGGUACUGUUGAAUUUAUUCUUCCAAGAUGGCGCCCGAAACACGAAGCGAAGAAAUAUUGGGUCGCAAAUGGGAUCGAUGUUUGGCUGACACUACGAUAAAAAUAGGUCGAAAACUAGUCUUUUUAUUAUCUGUGUUUUAUACAUCAAAUUUUAACAUGGCUUUCGUAUUUUUGUAGGUACUGGAGCAAUUGUUGGAGCUGUUUUUUCACUUAUAUUUUUUAAAAGUUAGUAAAUAGCACUAAUUUAUAUAUUAAUGACAAUAUUACAACAUCAUAUUGUGCAUGUUUAACCACUAUUUGCUCAUGUCUCUUGUUUACUAAUUAAACUGCAAUGGUUGUGAAAACUUCACCACUUUGAUAGAAACAUUCCUAAGGUUGUGAAAACAAUGAAAAGUAGGGCAUGCUCCCCCCUGGGAACAAUUUCCUUCAGAUGAAUGCAUAGAUCGGAGCAACUCUACUUACAAAAUCUAGAACAUUUCAAACAUGGCAAGAUAUAGAAUAUACAUUCCAGGAAAUUAAAAAUAUAUAAUACACAUAUACACACGCUUUGUACUAGUCAGACAUUUUCCAAGUGUGAGGUUGGCUAUGUCACUUUCAAAAUUAAUUACCUUUUACAUUUUUUCGAGCAUUAUUUCAAUUUCAUAGGGAAAUCCUGGCCAGUAACUCUUGGUACCGGCAUUGGUUUAGGAAUGGGAUAUGCCAACUGUCAACAUACUUUCUACUCACAAUUUCCUCCACAUCAUCGUAGAUGUGGCCCUCCUUGGUGGCAAGUGGUAAUUUUUUACAUUUAAUAACAAUAUAAAUAUCAUAUACAGUAAAUACCUUGCAGGAUUUUAUGUUGACAAUGGAAAACAAUGCAUUUGUUUUGCAUUGAUUUGUUUUAAUUAACCCACUGAGUGGCAGCACUCUUCACUUGAUGAGUAAAAUUAAAUUGUCUGGCGUUAGACAGAGUAAAAUACUAAAGUAGGGCGCAUCAGGAUACAUUGCCACUUACAAGGUUAAACAAAUCAAUGAACAUGGUAUUUGAAUGGCAAAUAUUUGACUUUGAUAGGAUCCAGAAAUGAGAGAAAAGUGGAAGAAACAUUGGGAGGAAAGAUGGAAAUCUACUAAACCAAAAGAAGUAGAUGUGAAAAAAGAAAUAAAGAAAGAAAAUGAAUAGUUUCAACAUGAAGUUAAGUGAAAGUUUAUGUAUUUAUCAGACAUUGAACCAUGCUGUUUUCAAAUGGAAACAUGACAACUUCAAUCUUGUUUAUGUAUGAACAACACUGGUAUAUCAAUAAAUAUUGUUCGCCAGUUUUUCUUGGCAAAGUCAAGCAUACUGCAAAAAAACUGGGUUGUGUCUUUGUCAUUUUUGGUUAGUGUUUAUAUGUUCUGUGCCCAUGGUCAGACCUUGAUGGAGGCUUCCUUCAAUAAAUAUUCCUAUUAAAUUUCAAUUGAUGUAAGAACAAUAUUGAUACUAUGCAUUGAUCAUCUCAGCUUUGUUUUCCAAUUUACUUGGCGAAAAACAACACAUAUUUCAAUUUGAAGAAGUUUUCUUUUUUAUCAAAACCUACAGUAUUUACAUAUUAAAUUUAUCUUUAUAAAAAUACAUUUACACAUUUACUGUAGGUCCUCUGUUCACACAGGCUAGACGAAUUUGGAACCAUACUCAAAUUGGCACGAUUUCGGAUCAGUUCUUCUUGUUGGACAAGUGAAACCUGACAAAUUUGAAUACAGUUUUCAACUUUGUCUGGUCCUGUGUGAACAUAGUCUUAGUAUGAGCUCAAACAUUUCCUUACAAGCAUUUGCUUUAGCCACAGUUUGUGCAGAAUGCCAACUAAACACUCAUUAAAUAUUAAGUGCCACCAUUGCCUUGAGAACUUGUAUUAAAUCCUCUAUUUCAUCUGACCCAAACUUGGUACCAUAUUAAAAUAUAAAUGUGAAAUGUGUCUAACAAAACUAAAUAUGUACAGUUCUUUGUGCAUAUAUAUAAUGACCUGUUUUAACAUGUUAGUUAUUGCUUCACAAUGUUCAAGUGAACAAGUUCAUGACUUUCUAGACAUUUGUAUGUCUGUCUGGAUCAUACUUUCUUUGUAAUCUUUCAGGGUUUAGUGAUGCAAUGUUUGAAAAAUCUCUUACAACAUCAGUAAACGUGUUAUCUCCUGGAGACAGAAAAGAGAUAACUCUUCUUACAUUGUUGGAUCU